UAUUAUUAUUAUUAUUAUUAUUUAUUUUAUUUUUUUUUUACCGAAAUUCGACCGUAAACCAUAAAUCACCCCGCUUACAAAUUGUAAAUGACCGGAAGGACGCUGCUGGUCACCAUGGCAACGAGGACGCCCUCGUGCACCUGCUGCACUGCGGCACCGGAAGCGCGCGCAGACAGGAACAGGAGCGGCUGACCGGCUCAGAGAGGAGAGCUGCGUUUAGCAUCAGCCCGCUAAAACGUUAACCUAUUUACAUCUGCAAAUAUUUGUGUUUAUUUUUCUGCGACUGCGCAUCAAAUCCACUGAUAAGAGACGCCAUUAAUCCCGUUUUAACACCGCGAGCGCAUUAAUGCUGCAACCGGUCAUCACGAGCUAAGCCUUUUUAUAUAAACAUACAUCUAUACAUGUAUAACAACAUGCAGCUGUUUGUAUUCUAUAAACCAUAUAUCCGGUGUGAUUCCUCAUUGAGAUGGACAUGUGUUCAAGGCGCUCAGGAACGGCUGUAAAAGGACAAUAGCGUCACUGUGGGGAGAAGAAACACAAAAUAAAACAUCAUGAAUCGUCUUUGUAACGUGAACAAUAAUUUCCCGUACGAUAACAGUCUCCUGGUGUUGGACAUGGUUCUGCGGUCGCUAUGGGGAACCACACAGCCAAUCAACUGGGAGAACGUAGCCCGCCUAGUUCCUGGUUUCACUCCCAAAGAGUGUGCACGCAGGUUUGAUGAGCUGAAGAGCACAGGGAGUUUCCCCCUGGUAGACGAGCAGUGUAACACGCUGACUGGGGCCAGUGGCUGUCCAUCUGAACCGCUCUCCACUUACAUCCGAUCCAAUUUAUUGGACCUCACCAGGGAGACAGGGGAGCCACCGACCAAUCAGAGCGCACUCUCAGUGUCAGGACUGAGCGUGACCCCUGUUGUUCGAGGAGCCAGUGCUGAGACUGAGAACACUGCGAGUACAGAAGAUGAAGAGAAGGAAGACCGGGGAAAGAGCCCUAUCAUGGUGAUCCACGUGUGUGACGAAGCGAAGAACCUGAAGCAGGAUUUUGAGUGUCCACGUGACCUGUUGGUCAGAGAAAUGCGCUACUUCGCCGAGUACCUCUCCAUGGACGCCCAGCGCUGGGAGGAAGUGGACAUCUCGGUGCACUGCGACGUCCAGAUCUUCGACUGGCUCAUGAACUACGUCAAGAGAAGCUCUGCGGCGGAAGAUGAACCCGAGAAACACGUCGAAAAGCCAACUCUGGAGCCCAGCAAUGUCAUCUCUAUCCUGAUCUCAUCCGAGUUCUUGAAGAUGGAUGCUUUAGUGGAGGAGUGUAUUCAGUACUGUCACGAACACAUGAGCGCCAUCGUCGCCACUCCGUGCAACAUGAGCUGCAUCAACAGCAACCUGGCGUCACGCAUCGCCCUGCUGUUCACACACAACCAGGCAGACAACAUCAAGGACAAAAAGGACAAGUUUAAAAGUAAAGUGUUCCAGAAAAAGAUCGAAAAGCUGUUUGAUCCAGGUUUUGAGAAUCACGACUCUCCAGGAAACGCUGCUACGCUGUACAGGUGUGGUCUUUGCCUUAAGCUUCUCACCAAAGACACAGAAAGGAAGAUCUCGUGCGUUCCGGGCAAAAUCAACAUCAACUAUCACGGGGACAUCGUCUACACACACAGCAGGCAAAAGGGAUGGGACAUCCAUGAGUAUCUCAACAGCUUAUAUGAAGAGCUGAAAUCAUGGGUUCUGGUUUACUGGAGGAUCUGGGGUGCCAUUAAUUAUCUCACCUGCUCGUACUGUAAACAGGUUUUCCUCUGCUGUGAGCUGGCUCAGUGCAGGUAUCACCCCGAGGCUGUGGUGUACCCAGGCCUGGGCGCCGAUCACAGUGAGCAUGGUGCCGGGAUCUACCCCUGCUGCAAGCAGAGAGCUCUUCGCUUUGACCCAGCUGCCAUGUCCACGGGUUGUAAGAUGAGGGACCAUGUGGUAAAUGCUGCAGAACCUGGGGACUGUGAAGGCAACAUGAACUCUGUCCAGACUCGAAUACUGAAUGACCUGCUGCUUCACAGAGACGCUGUGUGUGUGAGCUCCCCAACAGCUACGGACAGUUCUGCGGAGUCACCUAAACAGGGUGAGCAAGUGCACGACUGCGACAUCACACUGGACCAUGCAGCCCUAAAUGUUCAUCAGGCUAGAGAAAUCACUGCUUUUUCCCUUUUGAAGAACUGGAGUCUGCAGCUGCGGCAGCAGUCUUUGUUGUCUGAGGAUGAGGACUACACUACGGGGUCAGAGGUCACAGAGGACGAAGUCGGGGAUGAAGAUGACACAUCAAAGAAACAAGCUGUAAAAAAGCCUAGAAAACCAGGCAAGCUUUUGAAGAGACAAGUGUCCUCACCCAUACUGCACAAAGAGCGAGCUGGAGGAGAUAAGGGCGCUUCAAAGGACUCCACCCCAUUCACAGUGAGCAUGCAGAAGAGUAAAUGGGACAGCACUCGCUCCUUGAGGUUCAACCAGGAUGCCCAGAGGGAGGAAGACCAAAGGAGAAUGGUGGAAAUUACUGAGCAUCUCACGAACAUGCGCUUUGGUGAUUUGGAACAGAGCAGGUUAAAGGACACUAAGGAGCUUGCAGGAGGUAUCUACUCCAAGUUGGAGGCGCAGUUUAAGAGCUCCACUCAGCUGAGUAACAGACAGAGCAGCUCAGACAAAACACUCCGGGCGAAGACGCGCUCUGGACAGUCUAGACCAACGUGAAAGAAAUAACAGGAGAGAUGGAUGUGCUGACACGCAUGUGAAUGAAACAAGAGACUUGUGUAAGAGGUGUAAAAAAAAAAAAAAAAAAAACCCAACACGUCCUUUUAAUCAUCCUUCUUAUCCAGCGUCCUUCUAUCCAGCCCUUUUCAGACCGUCGAAAGGCCUGCAAUAUCGUACCGGAAAAUCAUAGACGCAGCAGAAAUGGAUUAAAAUACACUGGAAAAGAACAGCAUCGCAAAAGCUUUCGGAAACUUUGCCUUCUCCUUUAUAUAUUGUGCUGCUAGCUUCAUAAGAGUACCUUGUCCUUCUUUUCCUUUAUCUUUCAUUUGGGCACUCGUAAUUCCUGUCAAUAUCAUUCUGUAACCCGUUAUAUACAUUGUGCUAUAUACAUUCAUGGUCCUCAUGUUCUGAUCUCAGGUGAACAAACCGCUCCAACCCUGCUGUAGUAAUCUGCACUUUAAUCUAUCAUAAACAAACACAACAAAACGAUCUAGAUCCAGAUUCUCUACAAUAAACAAAUGGAAGCUGAA
Messenger RNA from Ictalurus punctatus (channel catfish), 3250 nucleotides. It is a transcript of the gene sanbr, whose product is annotated as SANT and BTB domain regulator of CSR. The record is from RefSeq and is a predicted model, not a curated record. Lineage: Eukaryota; Metazoa; Chordata; Actinopteri; Siluriformes; Ictaluridae. The coding region runs from base 552 to 2720 and encodes 722 amino acids. The transcript is spliced from 21 exons.